Messenger RNA from Gasterosteus aculeatus aculeatus (three-spined stickleback), 5077 nucleotides. NCBI's taxonomy places the organism in Eukaryota, Metazoa, Chordata, Actinopteri, Perciformes, Gasterosteidae. The record is from RefSeq and is a predicted model, not a curated record.
UUCUCCCCGCGUAUAAUCAUUGUAACCCGUCCGUGCGCCUCCGUAAACCUGGCUGCACGUCACCGAGGGCGCCUGCAGCGGAGAGGGGCUUCAUCCGUGUCACGAAUCCGGUUUUUCCCAGCCCUUUGCCGGCUCGAGAGGGCGGGGAGGACCGGGGGAAAAGGAGCCAAGCCAAUGUGAGCUCAGCCUCAGUCCAGCUCUGUCGUCUUGACUUGGCAAGCUUCUUCCCGGCCGUGCCUGCACCAUUGCCAUCUCCAUCCGGUGACGUGUGCGGUCAGAGCGAGUCCGGUCUGCUUACCAUCAGUCAGUUUUCUCCUGUGUUGGUGUAUUCUGAUGGAUCAGUAUGUCCACCACUAAUAACAUCGCACAGGCCAGGAAACUGGUGGAACAGCUGAGGAUUGAGGCGGGGAUCGAACGCAUUAAGGUUUCUAAAGCAGCAGCCGAACUGAUGAGUUACUGUGAGCAACACGCUCGUAGCGACCCUCUGCUGGUCGGGGUCCCCACGUCUGAAAACCCUUUCAAGGACAAGAAGCCCUGCAUCAUCCUAUAGCCGCACUACGCUCCCUCCACCCCACGAAAACACACAUUAAACAUACAGACACGCGGUAAAUGCACCUAUUCAAUACUUUAUUUGAUCCCCGGACACAACACACAUGCAAUGAACACACAUGAAAUUUCGCAUUCAAACACACUCAUGGAAACGCACACACUCCCGAAGCAGCCUCUCUGGAAAUGCGCCAUAGCCAAGGAGCAGGUAUCUCGUUCUCUCGGUGGGAGAAAUCAGUAUAUCACUGAGUACGAUCCAAGGUGCUUUUGGUAAUAUUCACGUAGUGUCAGCUUAACUUUAAAGAAGGGAUUUGGACAUUAAUAAUCAGUAGAAAACCAGGAUAUUUCUCCUCCUUUGUCGUGAAAGUGAGGGGUUAGGAGGAGUGGGAGGAUGCAUGUGGUCAACAGAAAUGAGCGGUAGGCCAAAUACGACCCGGUGUCCCAUUAAAAGCUAAAAAAGUUUAAAAAAAAGAGAGCUUUGCCCUCAGACCUGCCGGUGCAGGCUCAUUUUGGAGUGAGUGGCUAAAGCCUUUGCCUUUAUCGGGCUAGCAUGUUCCCUCCCGUACCUGUUUAAACAGACCUUCUCCGCCUGUGGCCUCGCUGAGGCCUCUGGCCAAACCUCCAGCUGUGCCAACGUGUGCAGGAAGUCAUCUCGAGAUGCUGAUCUGCUGUCACUGAUUCCACUUCAGUUCAUUAUGGCUGCUGUUGGUUGAAAUCGAUGUCUAAGCUGACCUCAGAUCUGCACCUUCGAGGGGAACAACUGCUUUACACAGAACUCAAGCUACUAACCCUGGACGUUUACUGCAUUUUUAUUAAGAAAUACCUGUUUGUGAACUCAAUGUGCAUUUGGAUAUUUUGUUGAAGCAUUACUUAACAAAUACGGUUAUACCUAUGCUUUGACAUAGGUAUUGCCCCUGGUUCAUCAGAUUUCUCUUUAAACGCUAUCAUUAAUGAGACAACAGGAGAUCUGGUUUGUAAGCCACGGGUACCAUCUGCUUGCAUCUUAAACUAAAACGUUCAACCCGAGAAUCAGUCUGCGAGGACUGCAGAGCUGGAGGAGAAAACCUAAAAAGUAAAAGUUUUCCCAAAAAUCUAAAAUCAAUCCUUGCUAUUGUCUUAUUUUCUCUGCUUAGGUGUGUUUAAUUUCAUUGGCCUUUUUUCCAAGGUUCUGGGAAGAGACACGUUGCUUUGGAUUGUGUAAAGGUGUUUUUUUUUCAUAGUAGAAGAAAGGAAUUCCGCUUCUCUUCUCUUUGCACAAUAAUUACCUUGCUUUAAAUCCAAAUUGACAAAAAAAUGACUUGGCUUUACCAGUCUCCCCAGUAGGUGAGCUUGCUUCAAUCUGAGGUCCAACUGGUCAGGCGGCCAGCGGUCCCCUCCUGGUUUUCCCCUGUACCCUCCUCCACAAUGCUCCUCCUCUCGGCCGAACCGAACCGAACCUUGUAAAAGCUGAAGACGAAGGCAAAGAAAAAUGAAGUCAAAAGAAACAUACUAAAUGUAUAAACUUUCUUUCAGACAUGUGCAGAAGUGAAGAGUAGCUGUUAUGGGUUUAUUUAUUUCUUCUUUCUAUGGAGUCCAUGGAACCUGGUCAGUUGUGUAUUACCCUGUACAGUGUUUGUAAGAUACAAAAUCUAAACACAGACUCCCCUACUGUGGAUGUUGGAUUUUUUUUUUUUAGUACUACUUGUUCUGUUCUGUCAGUCAAGAUCAUGUCUUUGGUUUCUUUCAUUUUUCUUUGUGUCAUUCAGGUUGAGAGAGGCUUGCGAUAGCAAAGGAUGGUUUUGAGCACCACUACAAAUACAAACAGUUGAUAGAAUCAAAAUCCCUGUUAGGUGACGUGAGGCUUCCUGAGGAUUAAUCAAUCACCGGACCUCAUUCAAGUGGCAAAACCCAGCUUCCUUUAUCAAGUGUUGGUUUUGGUGGGCGACGGGCAUCUUCUACGACACACCCGGGCGCGUUACACACUCUAUCGUGCUCUUGUUUUUGAGGUUUGGUCGUCAGGGGUCAAAAGUUAGAGGAGUAGCAAAGCUGCUUUUGACGGUUUAUUGCUGAAAGUAGGGAUCUUUGUGCCAUCACAUUAUGUCUGCGCAUUUAGCCGAGGCUUUUGUCAGGCGUGACGUGCAGUGACAAGCAGGGUGGAGGGAUUUGGACGGGCUUACAGCUGCUGAGUGACUGUCCGGGGAGUUGAACCCACUGUUUUUCUGGUCUCCAAUCCCUGCGUUAAUAUGAGCCAAGUGCUGCAUUUACUUUUGGGAGAUGUAACUUUAUUCUCUGUGUUGAGCCGUUGUUUGUGUGUGCACACAGUUCAAAAAGGCUUGUUGAAAAUACCUGUAUUACGCAAGUUAACGGUGUCUUUAGCAGGAAAAGUGGUCAUUUCAAUACUGAGAUUGACUUUUUCAGCUUUUCUAUGAGAAAAGGAAAAAUCUUAAAAUGAGGCGACCUUGACCAGUUUGUCGACUUGUCUUUUAAUGGAAUAGUUGGACUUUUUGUGGAGGAUCCUUGCCGGGAAUAUCAUAGAAAUAUUGAUGCCCAACCCAUGUUUGUAUGGUAAUGUAAAGCUACAGCCAGCACCUGGUUAGGUUGGCUAAGCUUAGUAUAAUGACUGGAAACAGCCAGCAAUCCAAGAGUAAACACCUUUAGGGAAACCAGUUAACCACAUUAUAGUUCAUAACAUUAAUCUGAAUGAAAAGAUAUGUGUAAAACAUAUUUUUUUGUGUUGAGCUUUAGGGUGCAGGCGUUACCUUUGGCCAAUGCCUAACUUUAUAUUUACCCACUUCUUGUCUUUAUGCCCAAUUUCUAAUUAGCAUCAAUGUUUCCACUGUGGGCAAUGAUUCUUGGAAAAAUGCCACAGAGGGAGCCGAGUGAGAAUGUGUGUUUGUGUGUGUGUUCUCGUGUGUGUGCGGAGAAGGGUGCUGGGUGCUAAUGUCUGGCGGCUGAGAGGGAUGAUUUGGCAGAGCAGCAGACGGAGAAAAGAACAUAGAGGUGCACGCAAUUGUUAGUGGGUAUUAGUGGCAGAGUCCCGGUGUGUAAGAACACUCCGUGCCUCCAGCACUCAGCAGAGUGUCAAACAAUAACGUUACAGUACUGCAGCCCCGACAGUCCAGGUCAGGGUAACUGUGACCGGAGGAGAGGUCAUGUGACGCCGCCUGACUCAGAUCAUCACGCAUGUCGUCCAUUUUAUUUUUUUAUUUGUAAGAUGGUCAUUUAGGAGAGGAGUAAAGACGGAUUCAGUCACAAGAUAAAAUUGUGUGUUAAAGUGUCAUGACCAAUAAUAAUCCCAAACAACCCACAAAGCUCACAAGUAAUAUAUUCAAUAUUCAUUUGUCUUUGCCUGAUUAAGCUACAUUAUAUUAGCUGCAACAUUUUCACCCCUCAUGAAUGCAUAAAAGACCUAAAGCAAUAGUUUGACAUUUUAGGAAAAGUGCUAAUUUGCUUCGCAUAGAGUUAGAUGAGAGGAUUGAUCCCAGUUAGCUUAGCUUAGCUUAAGGACUGGAAACAGGGGCAAACAGAUGGCAUGGCUCUCUCAAAAGUGAAUUGACCUCUAAAGCUCACUAAGGGUCAGAUUAUAUUGAGUAUGGUAACAGGAGGCGCUGGUUGUUAUGCUGAGCUAAUAUAACCAGCUACUGCUUGUUGCUUCACAUUUAUCAAACCAACAAUAAAGGGGUUCGAUCCUUCCAUCAAACGUUAAGCAAUUCAACCAUCAAAUGUAUUUUCCAAAAUGUCAAACUGCUCCUUUUAAAUUAAAUAUAUACCCUUUAUCUUCAACUUUGUUUAAUUAAAAAUGAAUAGUGAUCUUUCAUCUGAAGAAAUAUAAUUACUGUGCAAAGAGAGAUCAAAGUUUGGGCACAGGUUGAAAUGAACCCAGAAUUACAUAAUGUUUGCUUUCCCGCAGAAUCUGCAAAAUUCGAAAACUUUGCAAUGUGCAGUUAAAGUCAAAGAGGAAAACAACUUCAAAGGAAUUGCACCAACAAACACCCAUGCAUAUCGACGCACACAUAAACACACCCACUCUGACGUUGUCCCAGAGAUCAUCAUUAUCAUUGCAGUCAUUCCAAUCAUUCCAUAGCUGGUUGGGCUUGAAAUCAGAGACAGCCAGCCUAAACUUCUGGUUUGGUUGAGUGUUUGUGUGAUGGGUUGGUUGUUAGUUUGCCUUAUAGUGGCGUAUUUGGAGUUCACGCAGGUAUCGGAUCAGCACAAUGAAACAGUGUUGACGUGGGCUCGAGAAAGAAAUCCACUGGUGAAAUUAAUUUCAGGUCGGGUGUGAUGGAGGCGGGGGGGGGACUUUGAAAUGAAACAUCACUGAAUUGGAUAAAGAGAGACUCAUCCCUUGUGUUCUGCUCUCCUGUGUAUGCAUAUAGUAUAUGUAUCUUUUUGCCUUGAUUGAUUAUGAAGAAAAAUAUAUCUAUUUUUUGUAACUGUUCUCUGAUGUGCCAUAACUCAUGUUUUAUUGGACACUGUUAAUAUUUUGUCGAUAUUGCUGUUAAAAAGAUGAUAUUGAAAAGUAGAUAACAUUAAUAAAAAGAUGAUAUAAUAA